Podospora pseudocomata is the source of this 1440-nucleotide messenger RNA. RefSeq lists its product as uncharacterized. NCBI's taxonomy places the organism in Eukaryota, Fungi, Ascomycota, Sordariomycetes, Sordariales, Podosporaceae. The coding region runs from base 1 to 1305 and encodes 434 amino acids. The record is from RefSeq and is a predicted model, not a curated record. Gene Ontology annotation, biological process: epoxide metabolic process. The transcript has 4 exons. Gene Ontology annotation, molecular function: epoxide hydrolase activity.
AUGAUGCUGCUCAGACUGGUAACCCUCGCGACAUCGCUGCUUGGUCUUGUUACACCGGCAUUGACGAUCCCAUCACCUGCGGCUCCCUUUAAGGUUAAACCAUUUCGGGUAAACCUUUCGAAGAAUGUUCCUCACAUGCUGGAUCUCAUCCGGUCAACACAGCUUCCGGCGAAACCGCAGUAUCCAGGGAUUGGGUCUUCCUUCGGGAUUGAUCUCGACGCUCUCAAAGCACUGAAGCAAGAAUGGCUUCAUGAUUUUGACUGGGAACGAGAACAAGCGUCUAUCAACAAAUUCCAUCAUUACGCAGUGACGAUUGAGGGUCUCCAAAUCCACUUCAUCCACGAAAAGUCCAAAGACCCAAACGCAAUACCAUUGCUUCUAUGCCAUGGCUGGCCCGGCUCGUUUCUAGAGUUUCUACCCAUCAUCAAAGACCUGACCCAACAAGCAAGAACGUCCACCGGCAGAAAUGUCUCAUUUGACAUCAUCAUCCCUUCACUGCCCGGGUUUGCAUUCUCAUCAUCCCCGCCACAAAAAUGGACGUUGGAUGACACAGCACGUGUGUACAACACGCUCAUGACGAAGGUCCUUGGCUAUGAAACCUACGCUGUCCACGGAACUGCUCAUGGCGUGGCUAUCUCGUUUACUUUGUACGAUGAGUUCAACGCCACAGCAAGAGCUGCCCAUCUUGUGUUUAUGUUCUUUCAUCCUACUACCCCUGAGGAGAUUUCAGCGAGGAAUAUUUCUCUUUCGCCGCUGGAGCAAUUCGAAUUGCAAAGGUCGGUGGAAUGGGGUGUCAAUGGUAUGGGAUAUUUUGUUAUGCAGACAACCAAGCCCAACACAGUUGGCUUGGCCCUACACGACAACCCUGUAGGACAACUAGCCUGGAUAGGCGACAAGUACAUUGACUGUAGGGUAGCCCUGACACAGGCCGCUGGCACAUCACUGACAUUCUUCACAGGGUCGGACCCAAGAGCCGGUACAGCCCCAUCCAUAUUAACGACAAACGAAUUGUUGCGUUGUGUUUCACUCUACUACCUCACGGGGACAUUUCGAUCAUCGAUAUACAUCUACGCUCAAGAUCCGGGUGCCUUUGAAAGAGUGCCGAGACGGGCGAGGACGGAUGCGCCGCUUCUUGUGAGCUUCUUCAAGUACAACACUGCUUUUUGGCCUCGGGAGGUGAUUGCAAUGGUUGGGAAUCUUACCGAGUAUCGAAAUCAUGAUUUUGGAGGUACCUUUGCCGGGCUGGAUAACCCGCCGGCUUUGAUAGAGGACUUGAGGGAGAUUGGAACUGACUGGCAAUAUUGAGACAGCGCAUUAGAAAAUUAUAUGCUUGGGUGGCUUUGAAUCCGACAGCUAUCAGUCUGCCGUUGACAAGAAGGGGCUCGAUAGAAAACAAGACCCUAACAAUUACCUAGAAAGCUUACCUAUAGUCCCCCACCG